Molecule: messenger RNA, 420 nt
Organism: Penicillium crustosum
Lineage: Eukaryota; Fungi; Ascomycota; Eurotiomycetes; Eurotiales; Aspergillaceae
Exons: 1
Coding region: 1-420 (139 amino acids)
Source: RefSeq, a predicted model, not a curated record
AUGAAAGCGGAAACAACGAUUCGAUCACUAGAGGAGAGCAGCGAAACAUCAUCAUCUUCUUCUUCUUCUUCUUCUUCUUCUUCUUCUUCUUCUUCUUCUUCUUCUUCUUCUUCUUCUUCUUCUUCGUCAGAAGACGAAUCCUCAGAAGAAGAGUCAGAUGACGAACUAGAGGAACUAGGGGAAGUAAGGCGGAAACUGUUCACGAAAGAAGAGCUCCCAAAGGAACCCAAGGACAAUUUCAAAGAACUGAUUCAACUCUCAGACGAUGAAUCAUCCAAAUCGUCAUCAGAAGAUGAGUCAGAGGACGAACCUGAAGAACAACUAAAGAGCCAUCUGGUACCAGAAGCAUUUCCACAAGAUACAACCAGCAACAAAAUUGGAGCCCCAAACGAGACACGAAAAGGCGGAAGAGCCGAUUGA